AUGUUCUCACUAACUCUCACUGCUGAGCUUGGCGGGGUCACAAACCUGCGCCCCGACGAUACCGAGGCAAGCCCGUUCUGGUAUACUUUCAAGGUGCAGUGCACUUCGUGUCGAGAGACCCAUGCAAAUUGGGUUGGAGUUAGCCGCUUUGAGACAAACGAGAUGAGUGGUAGCAGAGGAGAAGCCAACUUUGUUUGGAAGUGCAAAAACUGCAAGCGAGAGUCUUCGGCAUCCAUCAAAGCAGCACCAACUGCAUACGAGGCUUCGGAGCCGGCAAAAAGCCAAAAGAUUAUCGAAUUCGACUGUCGUGGGCUUGAGUUUGUCGAGUUCAAGCCCGAGGGCAACUGGCUGGCUGAGGGUGUCGAGUCAGGAACCAAGUUCACCGAAAUCGACCUCGACGAGGGCGAGUGGUUUGAGUACGAUGAGAAGGCUGGGGAUGAAGUCAGCAUAAAAGACCUCAAAUGGGAAAUCAGCCGUGCAUAA
Molecule: messenger RNA, 483 nt
Organism: Pyricularia pennisetigena
Lineage: Eukaryota; Fungi; Ascomycota; Sordariomycetes; Magnaporthales; Pyriculariaceae
Exons: 5
Coding region: 1-483 (160 amino acids)
Molecular function (GO): zinc ion binding
Source: RefSeq, a predicted model, not a curated record